AUGACCAAUUUGGAGGUUCUUGAUUUAAGUAAUAAUCUCUUCAGGAACGAGACUUUUGCAUUCCUUUCUGGCCUUCCAAGUCUAAAGUCUCUGUAUAUGGAGCACAACCAAUUGCAAGGCUCAAUAGAUAUUGGAGAUAGUGGGAGACAGCUGAACUUGACCCAUUUGGAAGAAUUUGAUUUGAGUUAUAAUCUCAUUAAUGACAACAUAUUUGCAUCACUUAGCGGGCUUUCAAAUUUGAAGUCUUUGGAUGUAAGCUCCAAUCAGUUAAAUGGAUCAAUAGAUAUGAAAGACUUAGGUGCUUUUACCAACUUAGAGGAACUGGAUAUGAGUUAUAAUGAUUUGAAUGAAUUUGUGGGCUGUAAAGAAUUGCAUGUGUGGAGCAAUGUGGAGGAAAUAUUUCUAGACUUUUCUUAUCUCAACAACAACAUUUUGCAAAGCAUUGGAGUAUUCACUUCUCUUAAAACUUUGUCUUUAAGUAACUGUCGACUUAUUGGUUCCUUGCCUAUUCAAGAGGAUAUUGAUCUCAGUAAUAAUAGUUUUAAUGGAAAGCUCCCAAGAUGGAUAGGGAAUAUAUCGCAUUUGAAGAGAUUGGCUUUGUCAAACAAUCAUUUUGAAGGUUCUAUUCCAAUGGAAUUUUGGCAACUUGUUUGA
Durio zibethinus is the source of this 654-nucleotide messenger RNA. Lineage: Eukaryota; Viridiplantae; Streptophyta; Magnoliopsida; Malvales; Malvaceae. The record is from RefSeq and is a predicted model, not a curated record.